Messenger RNA from Vanessa tameamea, 2280 nucleotides. RefSeq lists its product as uncharacterized. Gene Ontology annotation, molecular function: RNA polymerase II transcription regulatory region sequence-specific DNA binding; DNA-binding transcription factor activity, RNA polymerase II-specific. The transcript has 16 exons. The record is from RefSeq and is a predicted model, not a curated record. The coding region runs from base 260 to 2260 and encodes 666 amino acids. NCBI's taxonomy places the organism in Eukaryota, Metazoa, Arthropoda, Insecta, Lepidoptera, Nymphalidae. Gene Ontology annotation, cellular component: nucleus. Gene Ontology annotation, biological process: regulation of transcription by RNA polymerase II.
UAUGUCAAUACCAUUUUUAAAUUGUUGGUAAGACCGCACUUCGUGUUAACUGUUAGUAUGUGACAGUGACAAUACAAUUACACAAAAGUAAUUAAUAAUUUAUGUUUGAAAUUCCUCAAUGUAACUCGUAACAAUGUUAAACGACAUAAAAUAAUUAUUUAUCAAUAUAUUUGUCGUAAUGUUGUGCUUAUUCCAAACAAUAGUGAAAUGCAUUCUAUGAUUGCUAUUUAAAUCGACAUAAUCUGGAAAAUAAGUCAGAAUGGAUAAAAGCGCUUACGAGACUUAUGAGUACCUGCCAAGCAAUAGUACAGAUAAUGAUGCUAAUCAAUUUUUCGUCGUUCAAGAUGAUGGCACAUUUCUUUCUGUUAAUAGACCUGUCCAGUAUUUAACUCAAGUUGAAGAUGUUAAAGAGGUACUAGACGGAACACAACCCUGUGCUGUGUAUGAUGUCACCCCACAACAGUUUUAUGUUGAUGUGGAUAAUUCAGCUGAACUCAUUUCUGUAUCUGAUCAAUUUGUUAUACCAGAAGGCGAAAGCAAUAUGUAUGCAAAUAGUUACUUGCUGCAAGCAGUAGAAAAUGACAAGGAGGAACAGAUGGAUCAAGAUAAUGUUGAUGAAGAAAAUAAAGAAAUAUCAGAAGCUAAUGAAAGUGCAACUCUUGAAGAUGUAGAUGAAAAUACUGAGAGCAAAAACGAUGAUUGUACUGAGAUAACUCUUAGUGAUGAGCAGUAUCAACUCUUAGAGAAAAAAGGUUGGAUAUUAUUAGAAAUAAGUGAAAAAAUAUUUUUGUUGGAUAAUAUGGGACUACAUGACAUCACAGAAGAGGAAAAAUUAAUCGAAAAGUUGAAACAAGAAAUUCAAGCUGAUAACAAUGAAGAGGCCCUUGCAAGCUCUAUUAAAACAGAAAACGGAGAUGUUUCUUACGAGAACUCAGAAAUAGUAUAUGAAAAAUUAGAAAAUGAACAAAGUGUGGAAGAAUUAGUGAACUAUGUAAUUGAGGAUGAAGGUGUGGAUAAUGAAAACUCACAGGAUACAUCAUCCUAUUAUGACCAUGAACAAGAUAAAAGUAGGCCUGAGAUAAUAUACGAAGAAGAAUUAACUGAAAAUGGACAUCUAACAUCUGCUCAGUCUCCACAUGACUAUGUUAGACUUAAUUCUGUAAAAAACACAUCAGUUAGAAGAGAUAGUAAUGCUCUUAGAAUAAAAACAAGCUUUUCUUUUAAAGACAUUCCACCUCAAAUAGUAUUAGGUAGAACUAUACAUGGUAAAAAGUUAGUGGCAAGUGUGAAGACAGAAAAAGCCUAUAAUACAAGUAGAACUUCAAAACAAUCAAAUUCAUUAAAAACUGGACAGGAUGCCCAGCAAUUACAGCCAUGUAAUACAGGUUUGGACGAAACCAAAUUUGACAAUUUAAUUCAAGAAGCACUAUGUGGUAAUGCUGAAAAAUGUAGCAUGAAAGAUGUUACUGCAGCAGAAAUUGUUGUGGAGCAACUAUUACGUGUACCUGCCUUCAAACCAACUGUUAUGGAAAGACGCUUGCUCAUUACUAAGGUAGUCAUACAAGAAUAUGAACAAUCUGGUCAAAUGUAUGUAGAGACCAUCCCCACACUAGUACCUGGCCAGGUUGUAAAGAAUGGUGCCAAAAUAGGUUUCAUGUAUUUACCUGAUAUGCUACGAAUGUCUCUUGAAGAUGAAGAAAAUGAUGAUUUGAACCAAAGAAAUAGAGAUGCUGAUGAUGAAAAUUUCUUGCAUAUUCAUAUAAGAGAAAUGAAAGGUGUUGAUGGGAUUACAAGAAUUUCAAUAACACUGAACAAAAGACAUAUUCCAUUGAGAGAAAUGAGCGAUGUUAAUAUUCGUCAAAAACUGGUAUAUGCAUGUAGUGCCUGUGCAGCUGUGUAUAAAACUGAGGAAGGACUUCGAUUGCAUCAAGAGACUGAAUGCAUGGAGACAGAUGAUAUGUUAACUAUAGAUGCAGAAAACUCAAAUAAUUCAUAUACAAUAGUCAAUUCUGGUAAAGACAAACAAUAUAUGUGUAACCAAUGUCAUUCCUUAUUUACAAAACUAAAUAACUGCCUCAAGCACAUAAAAACACAUUUUGAACAGGAAGAAGUAGAUGAUGGUUCUGAGAUUACACCUAAUCAUAGUAAAAAGUUCUUAAAAGGUGUCUUUAAAUGCAAAAUGUGUCCAAGUACAUAUUUUCAUGCAGCAACACUCUCAAAACACAUUGUGUCCAAACACAUAAAAAUUAAGACAAAAUAAUAAAGAAUUGACAUGAAGAA